This is a messenger RNA of Diorhabda carinulata, 3042 nucleotides long. It is a transcript of the gene p130CAS, whose product is annotated as breast cancer anti-estrogen resistance protein 1. Gene Ontology annotation, molecular function: protein binding. Lineage: Eukaryota; Metazoa; Arthropoda; Insecta; Coleoptera; Chrysomelidae. Gene Ontology annotation, biological process: cell surface receptor protein tyrosine kinase signaling pathway; cell migration. Gene Ontology annotation, cellular component: cytoplasm; plasma membrane. The record is from RefSeq and is a predicted model, not a curated record. The transcript has 5 exons. Bases 144 to 2003 code for a protein of 619 amino acids.
GUUUGGUUUUAGUUUAGUCGGUUGUUAGCUUUGGUGGGUAUACGCCAAAAGGUGUUUUUUCGUUCCUUUCUAAAUGAAUUUUUGUGUACUUAAAAUGUUUGGUUAAGAUUUUAUUUGUUGUAUUAUUAAGUUAACUGUUUGCCAUGCCUCAGCAAAUGGAUAUUCCUUCCCAGCACUGUUUAGCUAGAGCCCUAUAUGACAACGUUCCUGAUACACCUGACGAGCUCCAAUUUCGGAAAGGUGACACAUUAAUUGUCCUCGAGCAGAAUACGGCGAACAUCGAAGGGUGGUGGCUUUGUUCGUUACGAGGGAAACAGGGAAUCUGCCCCGCAAAUAGAUUAAGGUUAAUACCCGGUGUCUAUGAAGAUACCGGGCAGAUUACUAGGGGCGUCUCUCCUCACCAAUUUUCCGAACAAGGCGAUUUCAAUUCUCUACAAAGACAAGGAAAAAGACGAAGCUGGCACGUUCUACCAAAUCAGGUCAUAACGCCUAAAAAAUUCAACGAUGUCUACUUAUACGACAUGCCGCCUUCGAGAUGUUCGCCGGUUUCAUCGGGUGUGAGUCCGGGCUUAAAUACCCGGGAUCAGACCAACGACUGUUACGACGUCCCUCCCCGCGCUAUCCCCGUAGGUAAUGAAAAUUUUAGGAAUUGUCCUAGAUGUUCUCCCGCUCCUUCUUGCGCCUCACCGAUUAGUAGAGAUUCAGGUGAAACGUAUGACAUUCCCCGACAACAUUUAGGAGUACCGAAUCAACUGACCCCUUCCAGUUCAGCAAGUUCCUUAACGGCGGAUUCGUUGAGUUCAUCAAACCGCAGCAGUCUGGCGAAUAUGCCCGAUUACGACGUCCCGAAGCCCCAUAACCGAGGACCCCAACUAGUGUUACAGACAACAUCCAAUUACGACGUUCCCUCGCAAAUUUCCAAAGAACUACCGUUGGAAUUGAAUUCUGCUCUCGAAAAUCUCGAGAGAUUACAGACUGAUACAACGAGCGCAAUAUCGAAACUCCUAGGAUUCGUCGGACCGCAAUGGAGGACAAAAGAAAAAUUAGAACAAACCAUAAUGGAAAUCAAAUUAUCCGUUACCAGAUUACGGACGUCCCUACACGAUUUGGCGGAUUUCGGCGAAGGUACACUCGGAAACGCCGCUAGGGCUUCCGAUAAAAAUUUAGCCGGGAAAUUGACGCCUCUAGUAUCGGCCAUAAGGAUAUCGAACGCCCUCGUCCAAAAAGCCGCCGACGAAUUGAAUACGCACAAUUGGUCGAUAGAUCUAUUAGCCAGACCGGAAGAGGAAGACACCGUCAAAAAACCGGACGAAUUAGAGCAAUUGGUCGCUUGUUCGCGCGCUCUAACCGAAGACAUACGACAAAUCGCGUCAUUCAUACAAGGCAACGGUCUGUUGUUAUUCAAAAAGGAUCCGACCAACGAUUGGAACGAAGAAUACGAUUACGUUAGUUUGGAUUCCAAAGAAAACGUAUCGAAAAAUCACGCCGAUAUAAUGAAAACCCUACCGAAAAAUUUACGAAAAGGUUACGAUAAUUGCGUCAAACACGCCGACGACGUCGCCUUCGACGUCGAUCCCAAAACCGCCGUCGGUCUAGAUCCGGACGAUAAGCAAUUAUUGACGUUUUACGCCGCUCAAGUCGUCAAUCAUCACGAAAAUUUGACGCACGCCAUCGACGCUUUUCUACGUACCGUCGAACACAAUCAACCGCCGAAGAUAUUUUUGGCUCACGGAAAAUUCGUCGUAUUGAGCGCUCACAAAUUGGUGCUUAUCGGCGAUACGGUUCACAGGAAUAUAACGUGUAGGGAAAUUAAAGAGAGAUCUUUGAGUUGUUCCAACGCUCUAUCGGACGCAUUGGCUACUAGCGUCAAUAAAACCAAACAGGCGGCGUUGCAAUUUCCUUCGGUUAAUGCCGUUCAAGAGAUGGUCGAUUCCGUUGUCGAUAUUUCACAUUCGGCUAAAGAUUUAAAAGUUUGUUUGGUACAAGCUGCAGUUUCGUUUUAAAAUGUUCGAUUUUUGGUUUUGUUUUUUAUAUUUAUUGUCGGCAGAGUAUGUUGUUUAUCGAAAAGUUAUUUUUUCAAAUUUUUGACUACCGGAUUCGUGGAUACGGAAUGAAAAUCGAAUGGAAAUGGAUAGAUAGCGUUAAGGAGAAAGAGUGGUACCAGCAUUUUAAUGGAAACCGAAAGAAAGUUGACAUGGGACGUAACCCGGAUGGGUAGAAGAAGCAAAACAGUGAGGACAAGCCAGAGAUGAAGGAAAAUGGAAGAAAUAUACAUCCAGAGACGAGGAUGGGACUAAUGUAUCCAUGGAGAUGAAAAGAAUCUGACACAUAUCUAUAGAUAUCAAAAGAAACUAACGUGGAUGACAUCCCGGAUAGGUAGAAACGGAAAAACAGCGAAAACAAGCCAAAGAAUAAAAGAAUAUAUCAGAAAUUUACGUCAGGAGAGGAGGAAUGUAACAAUAUUUCAAUGGAAACCGAAAAAACCUGACAUGAGACACAACCUAGAUGAAUAGAAGUAGAAAAUCCGUGAAAACAAACCAGAGGUGAUAGAAAAUAGACGAAAUUUACAUCCACGAGGAGAAAAGUACUAGUAUUUCAAUAGAGACCAGAAAAAAACUGUCAUAUUUCAAUGGAGACUACAAGAAAUUGUCAUAUUUAAAUGGAUAUCAAAAUAAACUGUCUUGGAUCAUUUCUUAAAUGGAAAGAAGCAGAAUAUCAGUGAAAACAAGUUAGGGAUGAAUGAAUGUGGACGAAAUUUAUGUUUAAAGAGGAAGAUAGUACCAACUGUUCAAUGGGGACCAAAAGAAACUGACGUGGAUCACUUUCUAGAUGGAUAGAAGAACAAAAACAGUGAAAACAAACCAGAUAUGAUCGAAAACGGACGAAAUAUACAUCCAGAGGAGAAAAAUACCAAUAUUUCAAUGGACACUAGGAGAAACUGUCAUAUUUUAAUGGAGAUCAACAAAAACUGACGUGCAUAACUUCCAAGAUGGAUAGAAGAAGGAAAACAGUGAAAAAAUGUCAUAGAUAAACGGAAAUAAA